Pteropus alecto (black flying fox) is the source of this 621-nucleotide messenger RNA. RefSeq names its product cytochrome b-c1 complex subunit 10. NCBI's taxonomy places the organism in Eukaryota, Metazoa, Chordata, Mammalia, Chiroptera, Pteropodidae. Bases 104 to 274 code for a protein of 56 amino acids. Gene Ontology annotation, cellular component: mitochondrial inner membrane. Gene Ontology annotation, biological process: mitochondrial electron transport, ubiquinol to cytochrome c. The transcript is spliced from 3 exons. The record is from RefSeq and is a predicted model, not a curated record.
ACCGCGAGAUUGGUCGGCCCGGGGCGGGGCCUCUCUGCGCGCCUGCGCAGUGCGUCCGGGCCGGGCGUAACUGGGGUCACCCUGAGCUGGGGACGGCGCCGUGAUGCUGACCAGGUUCCUGGGCCCGCGCUACCGCCAACUGGCCAAGAACUGGAUUCCCACGGCGGGCACGUGGGGUGCCGUGGGCGCCGUGGGGCUGGUGUGGGCCACCGAUUGGCGGCUGAUUCUGGACUGGGUGCCCUACAUCAACGGCAAGUUUAAGAAUGAUAGCUAAUCUGCCCCUCACGGGCCCCCACUGCGUGCCUGUCUCUGUGCUCCCCACAUGACAGACUGCAUGUGAUUUUACCUGUCCCACAGAUGGGGACCCGAACCCCGGCUGCGGCGUCUGACCCUGCUCCCUCCCCAUCUGAGCAAGGCCUUCCGCUCAUGUUGCCUCGUCCCCCCUCCAGGUGACUGGCGGUGCCACCUGCUUCCUCAUCAGUGCCUGCUACGUGUGGAAUGGCCCAAGCCAUUCCUCGGACCUCGGAGCCUCACAGUGAGGCUCAGGACUCUGUACGGCAUCUCCAAAAACGACUUUGAUGUGUGAGCGCACACAGCAUUAAACUUCGCUCUGAAACCUGC